UGAGAGAGAUGGAAGGGAGUGCGUUGGCUAUAACUUUACACCUCGUGAACAGAUAAAAAGUGAAGAGAAAAAAAAAGUUGCUUUGUCUUCAUUUGACUCCACUUUUGUCUGUCAUGAGUUCACAUCCUUAAGAAAUUUUUGUUUGCAUGUCUGUUUGGGACCGAUUUUCCACUCUGUUGAAACCCCCAUUGACGAUCCUUUUACUUCUUUUCUUCAUAAUUUCUACUCUGUAACCUAAACCCUAGUCUAAAAGUAAUGAGUGGGUUUUCCCCAAAUUUCUCAGAUUUUGUCGAAAUCGAUCCCACCGGAAGAUAUGGCAGAUACAAUGAAAUUCUUGGCAAAGGAUCAUCUAAGAUUGUAUACAGAGCUUUUGAUGAAUAUGAAGGAAUUGAAGUGGCUUGGAAUCAGGUGAAGUUAAAUGAUUUCCUACAAAACUCUGAAGAUCUCGAGAGGCUUUCUUAUGAGAUUCAUCUUUUGAAGACAUUGAAACAUGACAAUAUCAUGAAGUUCUUCUCUUCAUGGGUUGACACUGUCAACAGGAACAUUAAUUUCGUGACUGAGAUGUUCACAUCGGGGACACUAAGACAGUAUAGGCUGAAACAUAAGAGGGUAAACCUUAGGGUUAUAAAGCAUUGGUGCAGACAAAUACUGGAAGGCCUUCUUUAUCUUCAUAGUCAUGAUCCGCCUAUAAUUCAUAGAGAUCUGAAAUGUGAUAAUAUUUUCAUUAAUGGAAAUCAAGGAGAGGUUAAGAUUGGAGAUCUCGGUUUGGCUGCAAUCCUUCACAAGUCUCAAUCUAAUCCAUGCGUUGGGACGCCGGAAUUUAUGGCACCCGAGGUUUACGCAGAGGACUAUAAUGAAUUGGUUGAUAUUUACUCGUUUGGGAUGUGUUUACUUGAAAUGGUUACUUUUGAGUACCCUUAUACUGAAUGUACUCAUCCAGCUCAAAUCUACAAGAAAGUUGUCUCUGGGAAAAAACCGGAUUCUUUGUAUAAAGUGGAAGAUGCAGAAGUGAGACGAUUCAUUGAGAAAUGCCUGGCCACGGCCUCUACUAGGCUUUCUGCCAAGGAGCUUCUAGAGGACCCUUUUCUCCAAUUCGACUAUGAAUCAAAUCUCAAGUCAACGAUAAAACGGUAUGAUGAUAUUUUACUCUUCAAUGGCCGAGAAGAGGAUCAUUUGGAGUUGGAAGACUUCGAUAUUUCCAUCAAUGGAAGGAAAGAAGGCGAUGACAUCUACUUAUGUCUCAGAAUUGAAGACAACGAAGGGCUUGUGAGAAACAUAUAUUUCCAUUUCGACGUGGAGAUCGACACUGCAUUGGCCGUGGCUGAGGAAAUGGUGUCCGAACUGGAUCUUAUGGACCACGACGUGACUAGAAUAGCUGACAUGAUUGAUGGUGCUGUUUCUUCUUUAGAACCCAGUUGGAAAUUAGGUUUACUACUGAAAGACUCUGACUCAAGCCUUUGCCAUGUAUGUUCAAACAACCAAUAUUCGAAGAACGAGGAUAAGGUUCUUCAAUGCUCCAAACAGGGGUGUGCGACUGUUUAUGGUCGGUUCGAGGAGAUUACAUACCAAUUUGAAGGAUUGAAUGUACUUCAGAAUAACGAUCUAUGGGGGAUGCAAGAUGGAGGACACGAGGGAGAUACUAAAGGAAAGAAGGAAAUGGGAUCUAAAGACAAUAAUGGACAACAAGAUCAACAAUUGGGAGUUUUACCAUCCAAUCCUUUGAAUUCUAUGUUGGUUUCAAACCCGGAAGUGGCAACCGGUCCCUAUCCAGAAGAUCAAAUGUUUCCUAUUCAUGGGACUGUCUAUGGUUCAUGCAACCCGAAGAUGAAGGGCAAGAAGAAUCGCAGCGCCAAGAAGAUGUUCUAUAACGGGGCAGCAUUGCUUGCUAGGCAUGGCUACUUCUCUCUCGGUUGAGUUCUAAAUAAUUUUCGAAGUUUUGGGAACAAACUAACCACCUUUGAGUUUUAGCAAUGUACAUUUCUGUGAUAAUAUCUUGAGAAACAUUCUCUAGCCAAAUAAAAAAAACUAAGUUCAUAAUCUUAAGUUGUAUGAGGGUUUUUUUGUUUUAUGGUUUGGAAUUUGUAGAGACUGAUUUUCUACAAAUUG
This is a messenger RNA of Impatiens glandulifera, 2106 nucleotides long. RefSeq names its product probable serine/threonine-protein kinase WNK9. Bases 256 to 1914 code for a protein of 552 amino acids. Gene Ontology annotation, molecular function: protein serine/threonine kinase activity; ATP binding. NCBI's taxonomy places the organism in Eukaryota, Viridiplantae, Streptophyta, Magnoliopsida, Ericales, Balsaminaceae. The record is from RefSeq and is a predicted model, not a curated record. The transcript is spliced from 7 exons. Gene Ontology annotation, cellular component: cytoplasm. Gene Ontology annotation, biological process: intracellular signal transduction; protein phosphorylation.